This is a messenger RNA of Marmota flaviventris (yellow-bellied marmot), 1592 nucleotides long. The record is from RefSeq and is a predicted model, not a curated record. NCBI's taxonomy places the organism in Eukaryota, Metazoa, Chordata, Mammalia, Rodentia, Sciuridae.
AUGGUCGGGAGAGUUCAGCCUGAUCGGAAACAGUUGCCGCUGGUCCUACUGAGAUUGCUCUGCCUUCUUCCCACAGGACUACCCGUUCGCAGCGUGGAUUUUAACCGAGGCACGGACAACAUCACCGUGAGGCAGGGGGACACGGCCAUCCUCAGAUGUGUUGUAGAAGACAAGAACUCGAAGGUGGCCUGGUUGAACCGUUCUGGUAUCAUUUUUGCUGGACAUGACAAGUGGUCUCUGGAUCCCCGGGUUGAGCUGGAGAAACGCCACUCUCUGGAAUACAGCCUCCGCAUCCAGAAGGUGGAUGUCUAUGAUGAGGGUUCCUACACAUGCUCCGUUCAGACACAGCAUGAGCCCAAGACCUCCCAAGUUUACUUGAUCGUGCAAGUUCCACCAAAGAUCUCCAACAUCUCCUCGGAUGUCACUGUGAAUGAGGGCAGCAAUGUGACCCUGGUCUGUAUGGCCAAUGGCCGCCCUGAACCUGUUAUCACCUGGAGACACCUUACACCAACCGGAAGAGAAUUUGAAGGAGAAGAAGAAUAUCUGGAGAUUCUUGGCAUCACCAGGGAGCAGUCAGGCAAAUAUGAGUGCAAAGCUGCCAAUGAGGUCUCCUCAGCGGAUGUCAAACAAGUCAAGGUCACUGUGAACUAUCCUCCCACCAUCACAGAGUCCAAGAGCAAUGAAGCCACCACAGGCCGACAAGCUUCACUCAAAUGCGAGGCUUCUGCAGUACCCGCGCCUGACUUUGAGUGGUACCGGGAUGACACCAGGAUAAACAGCGCCAAUGGCCUUGAGAUCAAGAGCACGGAGGGCCAGUCCUCCCUGACGGUGACCAAUGUCACUGAGGAGCAUUAUGGCAACUAUACCUGCGUGGCUGCCAACAAGCUGGGGGUCACCAAUGCCAGCCUAGUCCUUUUCAAGCGUGUUUUACCCACAAUCCCCCACCCCAUUCAAGAAAUUGGCACCACCGUGCACUUCAAGCAAAAAGGACCUGGGUCGGUGAGAGGAAUAAAUGGAUCCAUCAGUCUGGCCGUACCACUGUGGCUGCUGGCAGCAUCUCUGCUCUGCCUUCUCAGCAAAUGUUAAUAGAAUAAAAAUUUAAAAAUAAUUUAAAAAACACACAAAAAUGCGUCACACAGGAUACAGAGAGAGAGUGGGAGAGAGAGAGAGAGAGCGCGCGAUGGGGGGAGACUGUUUAUUUCACAACUUUGUGUGUUUAUAAAUGAAGGGGGGAAAUAUGAAAAUGAAGACGAAAAUACAACAUUGGAAACAAUUUUAAAGUCCAUCAAUAAAAAUUUGGUAUGAUCAGGGUGGGAAAAGCUCUAUCAGGAUGUGUGUAUAUCUACUAAGGAAAUGAAUGCCGUGCUAAGGACAUCCAGAUGUUGUAAAAACAGGACAAGUAAAGAAGUACCAGAUGGAGACUGACUCCCCCACGCACACUUAUCCUUCCUUCCUUCAUCUUUCGUCAUCUGUGGGGAAAAAAAUAAGGUCUUGCCUUUGGUGUUAUACUUCCAUAACUUUCUAUUGUGUUUUCCAUUCAAGCUGACCUGUAGCCAUUUCAGACUCUCCAUAGAGUCUUAUGUUCAGCCUUU